Messenger RNA from Aspergillus wentii DTO 134E9, 321 nucleotides. Its product is annotated as RidA family protein. The annotation marks the transcript as partial. Gene Ontology annotation, cellular component: mitochondrion; cytosol. The transcript is spliced from 2 exons. The record is from RefSeq and is a predicted model, not a curated record. Gene Ontology annotation, molecular function: deaminase activity. NCBI's taxonomy places the organism in Eukaryota, Fungi, Ascomycota, Eurotiomycetes, Eurotiales, Aspergillaceae.
UCCCAAGCCAUCAGAUCCCCCGGCCACGUCUGGCUCUCUGGCCAAAUCCCAGCAGACGCAAAUGGGAAACUCAUCAAAGGUUCAAUAACAGACCAGACUCAGACCAUCAUCCAGAAUACAGACAAUCUAUUGCAGGAAGCUGGAUCGUCGUUGGAGAAUGUCGUCAAGGUGGUGGUCUAUGUGAAAGAUGCUAGUAUUAUGCCCGAGUUCUCGACCAUCUAUGAUGCAGCUUUUCCGCAGAAACCCGCACGGUCGAUGGUGGAAGUGUCGAAUUUGCCGGCUGGGGUUGAUAUCCAGGUGGAUUUUAUUGCGGUUGUUUGA